Molecule: messenger RNA, 1053 nt
Organism: Symbiodinium sp. CCMP2456
Lineage: Eukaryota; Dinophyceae; Suessiales; Symbiodiniaceae
Source: the annotation of a GenBank genome assembly
AUGCAUGCAUUGGGACUGGCGGCAGUUGUCCUACCGGCGUCAGGAGACUUGCGCUUUCCUGACUAUGUAUCUGACUUCGCAGAAUCGGAAGGAUGUCUUCCGAGCAUCUCAGAAGAGACCGAGCCGAUUUACAUGUCGACGGAGCUGGAAUCCGUCUUGAAAGAAGCCGCAAAUGGUUCUGGUAUCGUCGUGUUUAGCGUGUUUGUGAAGACUGGAGACAGGCAGGAGGAGUCCGCCUUUGCGGCACAGCUGAAGCAUUGGAUGUGCCGUGCGAGGUCGGUCUUUGGCCGGGGCUUCUUGGUUUUCGUGGAUUCGGAGAGAUCUAGACAACGCUGGCAAGGCGAAUAUGGUGUAACGCCGUUCUUCUCCCAGUCGUGGAUCGAGGCGUCCUUCGCAGGUCCUGCUCGGGAAGAGAUCCACGACUCCAAUUAUUGGCGUUGGGCCGCGAUGGAGUCUAUACUUCGUGCCGGAUACAUGGCUCUCUAUGUUGACACUGACAUACUGUGGCUGGAGGAUCCGCGACCACUUCUCGUGUCACUUCCUGGCGAUGUCGAUUUCUUUGGCUCCUGCGAUGCAUAUAACGGCAGCAGUGGCAGCAUCAGGUGGGUCAAGGAUGGAUCUUUGGACAUCGAGUACUUGCGUGAGGAGUCCCGCAAACACGAUGACGAGUCCGUUUGUUGUCAACAAGGGCUAGUGCCGGUCAACGCUGGAGUCAUCUUUAUGAGGUCGAGUGCCGGUGCUGUCAGUGCCGUCGAGCGCUUCCGCAAACGCAUCAUUUCAGGGCCCUGCUGGGGCCAGGCAGCAAUGCAUUGGGGGCUUUACGAAAUGUGUGGCUCCCAACUUUCGUGUGAGAUCCUCGAUCCGUUGGUCUUUGCAUCUGCAGAGCCACUUCGUACAGCUUUGCGGAGAGACAACCGUACGGCUCUUCGCCGACCUUCCCUGAUACACCUGGACAUUUCAGGCAAGCAGAAGGCCACGAAGCACUUCGAAAGAUUCUUCGGAACACCGCAGGAAUGUCGUACGGAUGGCCACGGAAGUAACAGUGAGUUGUGA